GCUCAGGAUCAUCGACAUGGAUAAGACUGCCUUGCCAAAUCCAGAGAUUAUUGAGGGCUGGCUGCAAUCAGAAGAGGUCAGCUACAACAUGCCUGCUGGCCUCGAAAGAGAAGGUGGUAUUGGACCAUACAAGAAGCAUCUAUGUUUUCACGCCUCUGCAAGCUCUGGCAUUGAGCAUUCGCAGAUCCUCGAUUUUCUCAAGGAUCUGGAGAAGAUUCCAAAGGAUGUCAUUCGUCUAAGCGACAAGCAAUGCGGAAAGGCCUUGCUGUUGAGGCCAGAAUUAUUUCUUCUCCAGGAAGAGAUGAACGAGUUACAAGCCUUGAUAGCAGACACAUCAACAACAGAAGAAAUGAGAAGACUUGCCAGAGAGGAUAUUCUGGAUCUGAAGCAGCAAUUGGAUGCCCUUGAACAGGAGGCAACAGCUGUGCUGAGCCAAGAAGAUGCAAUAUAUCCUCAAGCAGCUGUACUGGAAGUUUCAGCCGGUGUUGGUGGCCAAGAGGCUAUGAUCUUUGCAGGUGAACUCUUCCAGAUGUACGAGAGAUAUUCAGCCUUCAAAAACUGGAACUGGCUGAUUGUGGAUAAGGCUUCAACAGAUUUAGGUGGUUUGAGGAGAGGAGUGGCUGAAGUUGACGGCCCUGGUGCAUAUUCACUGUUGAGGCACGAGGCUGGAGUUCAUCGCAUUCAGCGCAUACCGAAGACAGAAAAGGCUGGAAGGGUUCAUACAAGCACAGCAACUGUUGCUGUUCUCCCUCAACCUAAUGAGGAUCCUUACAUCCCUCAGCUGUACACACUUCCAGUGUACAUCACUGAGGGAUAUACGGCUUGGCUGUUCCAAAAUCUUUUUGGAAAGGACACUGGCAUGUCCACUCAUAUAGAUGUCUGCCUUCAUGAAAAGGACCUGAAAAUAGAAACCAAGAGAGCUUCUGGACCAGGCGGUCAGCACGUGAACAAGACCGACAGUGCUGUCCGCAUCACACACCUUCCAACUGGAUUUGUUGUGGAAUGCCAGACUCAGAGAGAUCAACUGCAAAAUCGUCAGCAGGCAUUGAAGGUCCUCAGAGCACGCCUCUAUGAUUUGGAAAUGAAGUCUCAGCAGGAACAACUUCUAAAAGCCAGGAAGUCCCAGGUGGGAACAAGAAGCAGAUCUGAGAAGAUACGCACCUACAACUUCCCUCAAGAUCGUGUCACAGAUCAUCGUGUUGGAAUUACUGCUCACAACCUCACAGGUUUCUUUGAUGGGGAGUAUCAGUUGGAUGAAAUGAUACAGCACCAUAUCUUGCAAGAACAGAGUGAAACUUUCCAAGAUCUCAUGCACACAUAUGAGGCAUGGAAAAAACAAAACUGAGACAAGAAAUAAAAGAGCUAUUUAGUGAU
Darwinula stevensoni is the source of this 1374-nucleotide messenger RNA. NCBI's taxonomy places the organism in Eukaryota, Metazoa, Arthropoda, Ostracoda, Podocopida, Darwinulidae. The record is from the annotation of a GenBank genome assembly.